CAAUUAUUUAUAAAGGCCGUCCCAUUUUGGGUAGAAAGUUGUUUUUAAUGCCCGAGGUCAUGUACUGUACAUUGCUAUGAGGACACACUUCCUUUUGCAAACAUGAAGGUCUUAAACAAAGACGAGCUGCAGAUCGCUGAAGGAAUCCUGCAGACGCACUUACCGAAGAGUUACAAGGUAUACGGAUUCCUCUACGGCAUUAACAGGAAUAAGGAGAGUACACUCCAGGUCGUGGUUGAUUCAUGGCCAGGGUUCAAAGUUAUUAUUUGCCGUCCUGAUCCCAAGAGCAAGGCUGCCCUGGCGUUCACGAAAAAAGUCACAUUCUACAGCACAGAUGAAGAGGUUUUGAGGAAGAUGUUGACUGAUGAAAACGCAAUUGACUGGAGCACUUAUUUCCUAGUUGGAGGAUUUGACAUUUCUCAUGCACAGAUGCUCAAAGAAGUGUCUGCAGAAAGACAAGUCAACAACAGAGGCUUUACAUUGGUGCAUCUCCUGUAUUUGCCAGAUAUCAGCUACCUGCUUUCACCACCUGCUGACAGCGAACUUGAAUCAAGGAUUUCAUCUCUCAACGUCUCCCACACAGACUUGGUCAAUAAAACUUGGAAGUUUGGAGGGGAUGAGAAAGGGUACUGGAAUAUUAAAAACCUAAUCAGCAACUUCCCGUCCUGCUGCAUCACCGACAUCCAGGGUCAGCUGGUGGCUUGGAUGCUGGUGUACAACUACUGCGCCCUGGGGAUGUUGUACACCCUGCCGGAGCACAGGGGGAAAGGUUACGCCAAAGUGUUGAUCAGCACCAUGGCCAAGAAACUCCUCUCUGAAGGGUACCCUGUUUACUGCUUCAUAGAGGAGGAGAACAAAGUGUCCUACAGCCUUUUUAAAACCUUGGGUUUCAUUGAAGAUGAAUCUUACAGGGCGGCAUGGUUUGAGUUCAACUUUUGAAGUUGUAAACACACUGUAUAGGAUCUUUAUGCAUUAAUCUGCGAUUUAAAGGCGAUAUAUGAGACACACGGUUCCAUUUGAUAGCCUACACAAUGAUGAAAUCACUGUAAAGGUGUAUUAGUUGUUGUUUGUUAAUUUUUAAGCUCAAAGCAACCAAAUCUGGACCAUAAUAAAGUGUUAACUGACCCUGUUAAUACAAUAACAAAUCCAUGUUUUCAUAAACCAAUGCAUUAGUAGCUUACACAUCUCCAAACCAUGGUUAUCCCCGGCUUUAAUUCAUGCAAAUAUCAUGUUGUUCACAUAUGUAUUUCCUCUUUAAUAAAUACAUAUUUCACAAUCCUGACACAGGAUGCAAAACUGUCUCUAGAUUUUCCACCAGGCUUAUCUCUAGACUUUGCUAUCCUGCACCAGUCUAUGUCUAAGCAGAGGUGUCAAGUAACGAAGUACAAAUACUUUGUUACCUUACUUAAGUAGAAAUUUUGGUUAUCUAUACUUCACUGGAGUAAUUAUUUUUCAGACGACUUUUUACUUUUACUCCUUACAUUUUCACGCAAUUAUCUGUACUUUUUACUCCUUACAUUUUAAAAACAGCCUCGUUACUCUAUUUCAUUUCGGCUUUUAAAAAAAACCAUCCAGUUAAAUUGCGCCAUCUGGAUAGAGUGAAUUUGGUUGUGGUUGUUUCAGAUGUUCUUGUCCGGUUUUGUUCUUACAUCCGUUGCCCUCAGAUUCCUGCAAGUAAACUUGGAUGUACGUUCCAAUAAAGGUUACGAUAAAUGAUAACAUGCCUCUGAAGUUUGACUUUU
Messenger RNA from Cololabis saira (Pacific saury), 1742 nucleotides. RefSeq lists its product as uncharacterized. The coding region runs from base 103 to 939 and encodes 278 amino acids. The transcript is spliced from 5 exons. Gene Ontology annotation, cellular component: mitochondrion. NCBI's taxonomy places the organism in Eukaryota, Metazoa, Chordata, Actinopteri, Beloniformes, Belonidae. The record is from RefSeq and is a predicted model, not a curated record. Gene Ontology annotation, molecular function: glycine N-acyltransferase activity.